AUGGUGAUGGGGCCGGAGGAAGCGGAGAUCGACACCGUUAGGGAUGAAGAGGAAGGGGAAGAAGAAGAGGUCGCUUCCCAAAGGCGGAGGCUGUACUUUCUCGGCGGGAGAAGGGUCAGAGAAACACCGACCACAGGAGAAGCGGAACAAUCCGAGACAGACUGUUCCGUGGACUCGGAGAGCUGCGAGACGUGCGCCAACACUGGCGCAAAGCCAAAGAUGAACCUGGCUAAACCCCCCUAUUCCUACAUUGCGCUCAUCACCAUGGCCAUCCUGCAAAGCCCCCAGAAGAAACUGACCCUCAGCGGCAUCUGCGAGUUCAUCAGCAGCCGUUUCCCUUACUACAGGGAGAAAUUCCCCGCCUGGCAGAACUCCAUCAGGCACAACCUAUCGCUCAAUGACUGUUUCAUCAAAGUUCCCCGGGAACCGGGUAACCCGGGGAAGGGCAACUACUGGACUUUGGAUCCGGCAUCCGAGGACAUGUUCGACAACGGCAGCUUCCUCCGGAGGAGAAAGCGCUUCAAGAGACACCAGCACCGAGAACUUGAGUUGGCAAAGGAGCGUGGCGCCUUGCUUCUCUACCACAAUUUCACUUGUUACGGCCGCCCCUACCUUCUGCAGCCGCAGGCAGUCAUUCACAACUCGCCCUUCGGCUUCAUGCCCGACCCUGCCUCCCUCUCCAGCCCUGCCCAGAACCUACCCGACCCUCGCCUCAGCAGGAAGCUGCAGCACACUCAGCAGGUGCAGCUUCAAGCCGUGGGUUCGAAGCCCACCUCCGCAAGCUCCAGCCGGGCGUCCUUCAACAUCGAAGACAUCAUUGGAAGUUCAAAUGUUCAACCGUGUGCACAGUCUCCUUGCUCAAACUCUCAGACUCAGUCUGACUAUUGCAGCCUUCUUCAGUCCGUCCCUUGUCUGCUGUCUGCGGUUUUGAACAUGCCCACAAGAUUUCCCUGCAGCCGGGUGAACAGACCUCUGGUCGCGACUCUCUCUACCAGGCAACAGCUUCCGCUCUGA
Hypanus sabinus (Atlantic stingray) is the source of this 1014-nucleotide messenger RNA. Its product is annotated as forkhead box protein D5-B-like. Gene Ontology annotation, biological process: cell differentiation; anatomical structure morphogenesis; regulation of transcription by RNA polymerase II. Lineage: Eukaryota; Metazoa; Chordata; Chondrichthyes; Myliobatiformes; Dasyatidae. Bases 1 to 1014 code for a protein of 337 amino acids. The record is from RefSeq and is a predicted model, not a curated record. Gene Ontology annotation, molecular function: DNA-binding transcription factor activity, RNA polymerase II-specific; RNA polymerase II cis-regulatory region sequence-specific DNA binding. The transcript has a single exon.